AUGGACACCAACUGGGGCGUUGGCGUCGGCGUUGACCUGAACGCCCCGCCGCCCACCGGCGGCGACGACUGGCGCGCCCAGCUCUUGCCCGAGGCGCGCAGCAGGGUCGUCAACAAGAUGAAUUCAGAAUUGGAGAUCUACCUCAAUUGGCUGCUCUGCCUACUCGUUCCACCAUACAUCUCAGAUGCCACAUAUUUUAUCCACAUUUUGCAUUGUACGUGUAGAAUGGAAUGUCUGAAGAAGCAUUUGCCGGUAUCAGUGCCAGAGGGACUGAACGAACUUCAAAUCAUCGCGGUGCGGUUCGAAGAUAAGAUCUAUACUGCAGCGACCAGCCAGUCUGAUUAUUUGCGGAAGAUCUCUCUGAAAAUGCUAUCUAUGGAGACGAAGGCACAACAGGCUCCUGGAAAUGCUCAAGUGAUUCCAAAUCUAAACAACCCCGGUCAAGCAUCAUGUUUAAGAAUGCCCGACGGAACCCCCUGGCGGCCCAUCCAGGGUUCAGACCCCGCUGCAGUCGCCGCUGCUGCCGGCGUUGAUCCGAACGCCCCGCCCCUCACCGGAGGUGAUUGGCGCCCCCAGCUUCAGCCUGAGGCGCGCAGCAGGAUCGUCAAUAAGAUAACGGAAUGUCUGAAGAAGCAUCUGCCAGUAUCAGUGCCAGAGGGACUGAACGAACUUCAAAAAUUCGCUGUGCGAAGCGAAGAGAAGAUCUAUACAGCAGCGACCAGCCAGGCUGAUUAUUUGCGGAAGAUUUCUCUGAAAAUACUAUCUAUGGAGAAGAACACAUAA
Triticum turgidum subsp. durum (durum wheat) is the source of this 783-nucleotide messenger RNA. NCBI's taxonomy places the organism in Eukaryota, Viridiplantae, Streptophyta, Magnoliopsida, Poales, Poaceae. The record is from the annotation of a GenBank genome assembly.